AGAGCGAAUCUAACAUCAUGUGUAUAGCGGGGAAUGUUGACUAUGUCUGAAUCUUGAAAUGGGAGAUCUGUGGACGCGCUCGGGUCUCGCUUCAGUGGUUUAAAUAUAGAGGCCGUAUCUAGCAGAUAAACUACAUUUUGAUGGCAUACUUCUGACGCCCAAUGCGUUGCAUUUGUUACUUAAGUUUAUAGAUAUGUGUGAUACUUUGAUGACUCUGUGAGACACUCUACUAAAGGUCCUGGUUUUCCUGGCUGAUUCAGGCAACCCAUUCCAUGAUUUCUCGGCACAAGAGAAACAAAGGAACACUUUUAAGUAUUUGUCCUAGCAGAUGAAAUAAGAAAUAUAGGGCUGGCAAGAAGUGUCGCCUGGCAUGGAGACCAACGACAAUAACGAGGACUACGAUGAAGCGACCAUGGCCAUGCUGUGUGCUAAUUUACCCAGCAAUGUGUUCAACUCGAGCACACCGGACCCGCGGCUUCAGAGGGCGUGGCAAGAAACGGAGAGAACGAAUCAGGUCACGCCAAUCCUGAAGGAAGAGCUUCGUUUUUACAUCCUGGCCAAACGGCUGAAGAAAGGGGAGCCGGAGAUUGACACGACCUCAGAUGUGCCUAAGAAUUAUGAGUUGACGGAAGAGGAGAUGAGGAAGAAAGAGAGAAGGAAAGAGCAGAAUCGUAAGGCAGCCAAAAAGUGCAGGGAAAAGAGAAAGAUGAAGAGCCUGAGUGAGGCAGAGAUUACAGAUAAUAAAAGAAAGGAAAACCAGCGUCUAAGAGACGAAGUGCUCAGGCUGAACUUCAUCGUGUCUCAACUGCAGAGAUAUUUGGACGAGCACCUUCGAAGCGAUCAGUGUCUUAAAGUGAAGCCAAACUUUGAACCCAUGACGCAUGGCGCCGAGCCUGAAGCUUUAAGACACUUGCCUCUCACGUCCUUCGAGACGCCCCCGAAGGAAAUCAGGAAACGCCCUUACCCGUUCACCAGAGAGAAAAGCUCGGAAUAUUUGUCAGGGGUCCAGAACAGAGUCGCCGAGUUCGCGGGACCUUCUGGAAGCUUUCCUGAAGGCGUUGGGUGCUUUCCGGAUGGAUCCAUAUUGCCAGAGCAUUACACUCAGCAGUUUAUCUCGCCUGAGUUAGAUACACAAGGUGACAUGUCAGGUUCACAAGGCAACGGCUCUGAGAUGCCAGCGUCACCCCGUUAUUUCCCCUACUUGUUGCCUAGAACAUCUGCCUUCCAGGGAUUCAGCCAGUGCAGUGAGAUGGCCGCUGACCAAUCCAGCGUGAGUGACGAUGUCCUGGCGGUCUUCAUGACCUACAAGCCCUUGAAUGACACUAUGUCCGACGCUGCAUCGCAAAGCACCAUCAACGAGAGACUGGAGACGGACGAAUCCGUGGAGGCAGGGAAUGACUUUCUGGAGAACUACAACUUCUUGAGUGAAACAGAGCAGGAAACCAGCUUCAGUGAAUACCCCAUGGAAGAUUCUGAUCAGUUCCUCCAAGCCUGUCCCCCAUCACCGCUGACCCCUCUUUCCCCAGUGUCACCCUCCUUUCCCCCGCCCACGUCAUUGCCAAGCACGCCAUCCCAGACGAUGACAUACAUUCUGGGCAACGAGGGGCUUAUCUCCCCAUGCGGUUCGAAGGAGAACCCAGCCAGACCUCCAAUCAGGCGCACUUCCUCCUGCGUGUCAGUCCCCUCCCCUUACGGCGGGCUCCAGUCGACAUCCUCUAUCAGCCCUCCCCCGAGCGUGCCAUCCCCUGCCAGUCACGGUCUGCCGGAGUCUCCGCCCAUUCUACAAGGCUUCGCUCCAUUGGACGAGGCCAGGUAUUUUACACAGUACUCUCCAACCAGCUCCGUUGCUGCAGAGGCCGACACGUUUCAAUUGGCAGAUCACUUCCAGGAGCAGCAUGUCAGCAGUAGCGUUUUAUUUUGACUGUAGUCGAAAUUCUGUCUAUAAACAUUUAGGGUGCAAACAGAAUUAUAGUGACCCACUUUUUAAUUAAGCUGUGACAUAACUUUUUAUUUAGUUUGUCAACCUUCUGGUCCUUACCUCCCUUUCUAAACUCUAGCCGCAGUGUUCUUAUGACUGAAAACCAUAACAAAAAAAAAAACAACUAUAUAUAUUAGUCUCUAAGAAUGCUACACUGUUGUUUGUAACUACAGUUACACUUAACAGAAGAAGUACCUCCCAAUUUAUCAUCAGUGUUUUGUCCCUUGAAAAGUCAAUACACCGCCACCUGACAGCUAUGAACCUAAGUACCUAGCCACUUACAACGCUUUCUAAUUGUUCAGUGUUAUGCUAAGAUUUUAAUCAAAUUGUCCAAUGAUUCUGUUUUCCCUCUUGCCUUCUCCCUAGCUGCUCAGAAUGUUCUAGCUGAUUCUAGCUGUAUUAAAAACGGUGUAGCUCUAUAGCAUGGGUUCUCAACCUGUGGGUCGCGACCCCUCUGAGGGUCGAUUGAAAAUUAGCCAGGGGCCGCGGCAGAGUGGGGGAUUGUAUAAAGGGGUCGCCGAGCAUAAAAGGUUGAGAACCGCUGAAUAGCAUUAAAAGAGCUGAACGAAUCUCGAAUACAAAUGUUCUUUAAAAUAACAUGCCCCUGAAGAUUUCAUCUUCGCGGCCCAAUUAGCUCAGUCUUAAAGAAGUCUAUAACUGCGUUAGCUGUAGUUAUGAGUCUGUUAUAGGUGGUUUAAAAGACUUAAUCAUAAACUAAACAUUGAAGUGCCAGAGCAACACACCGUUUUGAGUGAUCGAAUUUCCAGUCAUUUCAACGUCAAACCGAUUACUGCUUUCCUCCAAAGCCACUGAUCUCAGCGGUUUGGACCCACAACUAUAUAUACCGUAUAUAUAUAUAUAUAUAUAUAUGGUUCUGCAGAAAGAAAUAUAGAAUCUAGAUUUAUAUGUAAAUAUGUUCUUGACAGUAUGUUAUGUUUGUUACAGUUUUUUUAAUGUAGAUGACAAGAAUUUCUUUACGAAUGUAUAUUCAUUGCUUGUUCAUGUUAUUGGCCUACAUAAACCCUUGUUUAUAAUCUGAACAUUCAUGAAAAAUGAGAUGUUUUUUUUUGUUUUGUUUACUCUUACCAUGACAUUGUGUGGCCAAGUCACGACCUGCUUGGUUCCAAGUUGGGAUACAAGCUAAGUUGUAGGUGUGUUCUAGAAUUACUCUUAGUUAAUCUGAAAACGUGUACACAUUUACACUUUGUUUCUAUGAAUCAAUCCAGUUGUAGGCCUAUGUUGUAUGUGUAAAUAAUGUACAAUAAUGUGUGUACAUAUACUUCAACCACUUGUUGGUUCUGUGUAUAGACACUUGUACUGAACUCAUGUGUACACUCUGACUUGUAUGUAUUUUAUCAGUCGUUCAGAUACCUGAGAUACUAACAGAGUUAUUUCAUUCCUUUGUUUAUUUUCUGAAUCCUCCAUUAACCCUUCCCCACCAUUCCAUUCUGAAUUUUUUUUCCUUCUAGUAUGUUCGUUUUUUGUUUUGUUUUUUUUGUUUUUUUGGGGGGGCAGUCUGUCUAGCAAUGACAAUAAUUACAGCAGUAACUAUAUUCGACCCUGACACUAACUCAAGGAAAGGUUUACGAGGUUUAUGUCCACCAUGCAUCUAAGAACUCUAUUUUUUGGUCACUUAGUCAUUCCUGGACCUUUUUUUGCACCUAACACUAAGCGUUAUAAAAUGAUCACCAAUGGAUACAAUAAACAGAUUUGACCUAGCAAGUCACGCACAAAGCUGUCCCUAUUUCAUUUAGUGACCAACUUCGAGCGAAAUCAUUUGGAGGCUUGUAGAGUGAAGUCAACCCCCCCCCAAACACACACACACACACACAUACAUACUCUCUACAAAAAUUCAUGUUUCUCAUUGACAUAUUAUUAAUACUAGUGUUCGCAUACUGGUAUCAUCAACACCCCCUCCAUCACUGACCUAUAUGGUCUCACCUUGCCAUAUGUUUCUAUAUGUAUAUGUAUAAUUGGGUUCAUUAUGACCUUUGUUUUCCUUGCAUCGUACAGUGACUGACCAUGUAACUAGUUUUCAUAUUAUACAUUGAUAUAACCGUAAACAAUGGCAUAUGUAUUUUAACCUUUUGUUCUUGACUAUGUUACAUUAUACAUGUAUGUUAUAGGCCUAGUUUUAUUCUAAGUAUUUUUUUUAAAUAGCAGUUUUGUUAUAAAUGAAGCUGGCAUGUCAGACUUAACACGUGAGCAUGGUCAGGGCCGGCCUUAGGCAUCGGCAAACUAGGCAGCAGUCUAGGGCCUCCGCUUAUCUAAGGCCGGCCCUGUAAUGGUCAACUAUCAAAGUUUACACUUCAUCAUUAAACUCCACACAGUGCAAAGUGCUGAUAGCUUGAGGACAAACGCGACAUUUUCAGCAGAGAAGUUUCUUUUUUUUUCACACUUGACCUAUUAUUUUAAAAAUUAAAGCUUUGUUCUAGACCUAGAUGUGUAGACCUAAAUCUGGACUCUGUACUAGUGUUUAAAAUGACUAACCUCUUAAAAAAAGUUAUCCUUUAAAAUUUGUAAUGUUUGAUUCACGCCACACAACGGGCUUGUAAGAGCAGCUUGGUGGAUUACUUUUCUAUAAGAUUAUGACUAAAAUCUAGAUCGAACAAUGAAAUGCGUGUUCAGAUGUGAGUCACAUUAUUUCACGAUUACCCCGGAAGUGAUACAUAAAAAUAGAAUGAAUGCAAAGAACUUGUAGCUAUUUGUUUUGAAAUAUGGAUGGGGAACUUAAGAAUAGUGUUUUAUUCUUAAAACUGUAAAAACUGAAGAUCUGAUCACAAGUAUUUGUUUUUUUAUUAGCUGAAUAGCUGAAAUCGCCAAACACCAUUAUGUUCUCCGCAGUGAUAUAAGUAAAUAAAACAACAGUCUCAUUGACUAGUCUAUGUCUGUUUACAUAUAGUAGCCAACCUGACUUUGUCAUUAGCACAUUGGCCUUGAGGAACAGGUAACGUCGUGGUUCUUAGUCUGAUAAAGUUAGUACCCCCUUUUGGCCACGUAAUUGUGCUAUAAAUUGUAACCUAUUCUGUGACCCGCUUAAGCGGCCCAAGUAACUAAUUGACUGGGAAAAUGGGGACGACCUACCAUUCCGUUUGAUAACUAGCUACCACUAAUGGAAGGUUUGCAAUUUUGGUUAGUUAGAAUUCUCUGGCCAGUGGCAGAGUUUGUAAAACUAUAUCCAAACAAAAACUAUGGCGUUGUUCUUAGUAUGGGCUCGUAAACUUAGGCAUAGAAAGAUAGACUUCAACUCUAUAAACAUAUAUUGCAGUCGUGUCAUAGGAUUAACUAGCAACACGUGAACUGUCAUAAACUGGUCAUUGAGGAACCUGUCUGUCUAUAAUAACAUUUCAUUAGUAUUUGUCGUCUGCUUAUUUUAGGGUAAGAUAAUUUUGUUUUGAAAAAAAAAAAAAAAAAAACUAACACAGACCAUUUGCUUUUAUUCCCCUAGUCACUGGCCUGGUCUUCUCGUCUGCUUUCUACAGUAGCAGAAAACCGAAAUUACAACAAGAUCAUCCAUCCCCCCCCCCCUUUUUUUUUCUUUGUAUUUUUCAAUCUCAACUUUAUUUUCCUUUCUGCACAGUGCAGUACUUUAACAAAUUCGCUGGUGUAGCAGACUAUUGAAGGUAUGAUAAAUGGAGAAAGAUAACUCUUGACUAAAUGACCUCAGAAGUGGUAACAUAGUUCAUGCAUAUUUCAGAAUGUUUGUAUCAAAGAACUACAUUUGGAUCGGAAGCCAGUAUGUUGAAUGCAAUAUUAGAAUAAUGUUUCUGUUUACUGUUCGUUGAACUAUUGAUCUAUUAAGAUGAACAUCUUUGUUUAGUGCUAAUAAAAUUACACUAAUAAAAUAUGAAGAAAAAGCCA
Messenger RNA from Biomphalaria glabrata, 5839 nucleotides. RefSeq lists its product as uncharacterized. The coding region runs from base 371 to 1921 and encodes 516 amino acids. The transcript has 5 exons. NCBI's taxonomy places the organism in Eukaryota, Metazoa, Mollusca, Gastropoda, Planorbidae. The record is from RefSeq and is a predicted model, not a curated record. Gene Ontology annotation, biological process: regulation of DNA-templated transcription. Gene Ontology annotation, molecular function: DNA-binding transcription factor activity.